Bemisia tabaci is the source of this 2369-nucleotide messenger RNA. NCBI's taxonomy places the organism in Eukaryota, Metazoa, Arthropoda, Insecta, Hemiptera, Aleyrodidae. The record is from RefSeq and is a predicted model, not a curated record.
CCCGCGCCGCGAGAAUUUUAUAGACGAGCGUGCGAAGUUUUCGGCACAUGAUUCGGCUCCUAACUUGGCGUCAUCAGCUAAUCAGGCGAUAAAUAAUUAACUAACUAAUUAAUUAAUUAAUUAAAGUUCCAAGUGCGUGAUAUGAGUGGCUCUGGGAAAAGUCUACUGGGGGUUUGGCUCUAUCGCCAAGGAGAGGAGUGGACUUUGAAGGAAAAUAUAAAACUUCCAAUACCCCCGGAGAAAAGACAAAAACUGGCACAUCUAGCUCUUCCGCCAGACGUCAAAAGUAAUUCAGUGAUUUUCUCGCUCAAAAAUCAAGUUGGUGGAUUAGCAAGAGCCUUGCAAGUUUUUCAGGACCUAGGCAUCAACGUUCUGCACAUCGAGUCCCGGCCGUCGAGCAGGAAGGAGUCCGAGUACGAGAUCCUCGUGGACGUGGAGUGCGACAACCGGCGGAUGGAGCAGCUCAUGAGCCUCCUCCGCCGGGAGGUGGCCGCCAUCAAUCUGGCCAACUUCGAGGACGGCGCCGAGCUCCCCCCGCCCACCCCCCUCUCGGCCACCGCCAGCUUCGAUUUUGAGGAAAUGCCAUGGUUUCCAAGGAAAAUCGCAGACUUAGAUAAGGCUCAAAAAGUUUUAAUGUAUGGUGCAGAAUUAGACGCGGAUCAUCCGGGUUUCAAAGAUCCAGUUUACCGAAAGAGGCGCGAGCAGUUUGCAAAAAUCGCUUUCUCCUACAAAUAUGGUCAGCCUAUUCCUAAGGUCCAGUACACGGCGGAGGAAAUUAAAACAUGGGGCACUGUAUUUCGCGAGUUGCACAAACUGUACGUGAAGCAUGCGUGUAGAGAAUAUCUAGAAAAUUGGCCUGAUCUGGUAAAAUAUUGCGGCUACCGAGAGGACAACAUUCCACAGCUCCAAGACGUCAAUAUGUUUCUUAAAAGUAAAACUGGAUUUCAGUUGCGGCCUGUGGCGGGAUAUUUGUCACCGAGGGAUUUCCUGUCUGGUCUGGCAUUUAGAGUCUUUCACUGUACUCAAUACAUUCGUCACUCUUUGGAUCCUUUUUAUUCACCUGAGCCAGAUUGCUGUCAUGAGUUGCUAGGACACAUGCCUUUGCUAGCGAACCCUUCUUUUGCUCAGUUUUCACAGGAGCUUGGUCUGACAUCACUUGGAGCCUGCGAAGAAGAUAUUCAAAAACUCGCGACGCUGUAUUUCUUCACGGUAGAGUUUGGAAUGUGCAAGCAAGAGGGAGAACUGCGCGUUUAUGGUGCCGGACUUUUGUCGAGUGUGGCUGAGCUGAAACAUGCCAUAGAGGCCACUGAUAAGAUCAGACGGUUUGACCCUGACAUCACAGUCCAUGAAGAGUGCAUUAUAACAUCAUACCAAAAUGCCUACUACUACACGGAUACAUUUGAGGAGGCCAAGGAAAAGAUGAGGGCAUUUGCUGGGAGCAUCCAGCGACCGUUUGGUGUACGUUACAACCCUUACACGCAAAGCAUUGAAGUGCUGAGCAACACGCAGAAGAUUGCAGCACUUGUAUCAGAGUUACGUGGUGAUUUGUGCAUUGUAAGUAACGCACUGCGCAAGAUCCAUGCUGAAGAGGAGACUGUUGAGAACUUGACCAGCAUGCUUCAACAUGGUAUUCAAUUGUCCCCGAACAUCUCGCCUCAACUUUCUCCAGAACGAGAGGCUGAGAAGAAACUGGGUAUCCAAGAGACAGAGAAGAAAAACUAACUUUAAGAUGCAGCUUAAGAGCCAGUUGGAGAUAGGACAAAAAUAAAAUCCACAGUAAGAAAUGCAAUUCAUUGAACCAAAACCUAUAAGUUGAGAGGACUCUACAACGAUUUUAAAAAAGAACAACAAACAUGACCUUUAGAGAGAUUUGUCAAAUUUUCUUGAUAAAGAACCAAUAAAUAAUGGGAAUUAAAUGAGCAAUUCUGAAGUGCGUGAUACCAUUCUCAUCCCUUCUCAGAGCUCAGAAAUGUCGAAUGGUGGAUUUUUGUUUGGCCUUGCACGUUUCAGUUUGUACAACACAACUACGACUGAUUCUAUCAAAAUCAAAAUUGUAAAACCAAUAACACCAUAUGUGUCCCUUUCAAUCCUGCUGACAAGGUCAAAUUGCUACUUUUUUGUUGCUUUGCAUCCUCAAAGAUAUAUCAGAGAAUAAUCCAUGUGGACAGCCAAACUUCGAACCAAUUCAGCUAAAAGAAGUAACUUAAGUAAGUGGGGAAGGGGGGAGGAGAAAAUUUUAAUGCAGAUAAAAGUCUGCGUCGACUAGAUAUUAUGAUUAGCAGAGAACUAUAUGAUAGUUGAAGCUUGGAACGUUAACGUUGUUUUAUGCAAAAAGUAUAUUGUUAAAUAAAGUAUUUAUUUGAAGAACA